This is a messenger RNA of Pyrenophora tritici-repentis Pt-1C-BFP, 1431 nucleotides long. Its product is annotated as ApaH, Diadenosine tetraphosphatase and related serine-threonine protein phosphatase. Gene Ontology annotation, molecular function: hydrolase activity. Lineage: Eukaryota; Fungi; Ascomycota; Dothideomycetes; Pleosporales; Pleosporaceae. The record is from RefSeq and is a predicted model, not a curated record.
AUGGGGGGCUUAGAGGAAGCUACCAAGCUCAAGGACCAGGGCAACAAUGCCUUUCGCAAUCAGGAAUGGGACAAGGCCCUCGAGUUUUACACAAAGGCCAUAGAAGCAUAUAAUGCAGAGCCCUCCUUCUACACCAAUCGCGCCCAGACAUAUAUCAAGCUCGAACAGUAUGGUUACGCAAUCCAAGAUGCCGACACGGCUAUUGAACUCGACCCCAAUAAUGUCAAGGCUUUUUACCGUCGCGCCUCGGCGAACACUGCCAUCCUCAAACACCGUGAAGCUCUCCGCGACUGGAAGCUUGUCGUCAAGAAGGCGCCCAACGAUGCGAAUGCGAAGCUGCGCAUGGUCGAGUGCGAAAAGGUUGUCAAGCGAGAUGCCUUCCUCAAAGCCAUCGAAGUCGAAGAUGCGCCCUCGGCGGCCGAGGGCCUCGAUCUGGAACAUAUGAUGGUGGACGCUUCUUAUGAUGGCGCCAAGCUGGAAGACAAGAUGACACUAGAGUUCAUUGAGGACAUGAUUGAGAGGUUCAAGAACGGAAAGAAGCUGGCGAAGAAGUACGUCUACCAGAUCAUCAUCGCCGUCAUGGACAUUGUAAAGAAGGAGCCGACUAUGGUCGAGCACGACAUUCCCGAAGGCCAGGAGAUUACUGUAUGCGGAGACACACACGGUCAAUUCUUCGACCUAAUGGAGAUCUUCCGUCUUGCAGGAAAGCCAUCCGAGAAGCACGCAUUCCUAUUCAACGGCGACUUUGUCGAUCGAGGCUCCUGGUCUACCGAAAUCGCACUCCUCUUGUACGCCUAUAAGUGGCUAUACCCCAACUCCUUCUUCCUGAACCGCGGCAACCACGAGACGGACGACAUGAACAGAAUGUAUGGUUUCGAGGGCGAGUGCAAGGCAAAGUACACGGAGCGCGUCUUCAAGCUCUUUUCAGAGUCCUUCUCCGCUCUUCCUCUGGCGACGCUGAUCGGCAAGAAGUACUUUGUGCUUCAUGGCGGUCUUUUCUCAGAUGACAAGGUCACUCUUGACGACGUAAGGAAACUCAAUCGAUUCAAGCAGCGACAGCCAGGACAAUCCGGCCUCAUGAUGGAGAUGCUCUGGACCGACCCGCAAACGAACCCCGGUAGAGGACCCAGCAAGCGCGGCGUAGGCCUACAAUUCGGCCCGGACAUCACCAAGCGCUUCUGCGAAAACAACGGUCUCGAAGCUAUUAUCCGAUCCCACGAAGUCCGCAUGGAGGGCUACGAAGUCGAACACGACGGCCGCUGCAUCACCGUCUUCUCAGCACCAAACUACUGCGACAGCACCCACAACAAGGGCGCCUUCAUCAAAAUUGGCCCAGAAUACAAGCUCAAAUUCACCCAAUUCGACGCCGUCGCACAUCCAAACAUCAAACCCAUGGCGUACGCGUCAAGCGGCAUGGCCGGUAUGAUCUAA